AUGGUGGCCGGCCAAUGCCUGGCCAUGGGCAACGGUUCCAUAAAAGUCCCGCGGGCUGAGGAGAACAGCUGCCUGGCCUCCAUCCACACAGACCCCCCAGGCCUGGACAAAGACAUCCUCAGGCUGCGGAUCACCCAGCUGGAGGAGGAGCUGGCCCGUCGGGAUCAGGAGUUCCGGGCCCAGGAGCUUCAGCUGCAGUAUCUCCAGAGUGAGCUGGAGGCCAAGGUCUCCCAGGUGGACAAGCUCCAGGAUGCUAUUGGCUACAACAGCAGUCUGGGCUGCUCCCCCCAGCCCCGGCGCCCCCGGCGCCCCCCCCGCUUCAGCGUCAUCAACCAGGCCCCCAGCCGCUUCCACAGGGUGGCUGUGGAGGUGCACCGCCGCCUCAGAGCCAAAGAGGGCGUUUCUGCAGAGCCUACCUCAGAAAACUUCUGCGGGGGGUUCAGAGCAGCUCACACCCCCACUGUAAAGUCUGUCCGCAAAGACUCACAAACCAAGAAACUCAUCAACAGUGCCAUCAUGAACAAUGACUUUCUGAAGAAGCUGGAACCGCAGCACAUGAGGGAGAUGGUGGACUGCAUGUACGAGAAGGUUUACACCGAGGGACAGCUGGUCAUCCAGGAGGGGGAACCUGGAAACUACCUCUAUGUCCUGGCAGAUGGCCUGCUGGAGGUCUUCCAGAAUGGGAAGCUGCUGGGGGAGAUGCGUCCUGGAACUGCAUUUGGAGAGCUGGCCAUACUGUACAACUGUAAGAGAACAGCCACGGUCAAAGCUGUGUCCCAGUCUCACAUCUGGGCUCUGGACCGGCAGACUUUCCAGACCAUCAUGAUGCAGAGUACACAGGCGCGCCAUGACGAGUACUUCAGCUUCCUGUGCAGUGUGUCCCUUCUCCGUGGACUGCCUGAGGAGAAGCUGGCCAAGGUUGUGGAUUGUCUUGAAGUGGACUAUUUUGAAAAAGGGGAGUAUAUCAUUCGAGAGGGUGAAGAAGGAAACACUUUCUUUAUUAUUGCAAAAGGAGAGGUGAUUGUCACUCAGAGCACAGAGGGGCUGGCUGAACCACAGGAAAUCAAGACGUUGGGAGUUGGAGAUUACUUUGGAGAAAAAGCUCUGAUCAGUGAGGAUGUUCGCUCAGCCAACAUUAUCUGCAAUGAGAACGACACACACUGCCUGGUGGUGGACAGAGACAAUUUCAACCAAAUGGUGGGAACCUAUGAGGAGCUCCAGGCUUAUCUGAAGGAAUAUGUAGAUGAGCUUUCCAGGAGUGAUGAGAGGAGAAACGCCCUGCCCCACUCCCCUCAUAUUGACUCUGCAGAGGCCCAGGAGCUGAGGAGGCUGAGGGAGAAGAUUUCCCUCCUGCCUUUCAAGGAUCUGGAGGUCAUCGCGACUCUGGGCAUGGGAGGGUUUGGACGAGUGGAGCUGGUAAAGCUGAAGGACGAGGACACCACGUUUGCUCUGAAGUGCAUUAAGAAGAAGCACAUCGUCGACACCAGACAGCAGGAGCACAUCUACUCUGAGAAAAACAUCCUUCAGCAGACCAACUCUGCGUUCAUCAUCAGGUUAUUCCGAACAUAUCGGGAUGAUAAGUUUGUCUACAUGCUGCUGGAGGUGUGUCUUGGUGGAGAGCUGUGGACUGUGCUGCGGGACAUGAGCUAUUUUGAAGAGCCCACAGCCAGGUUUUGUACUGGUUGUGUCUUAGAGGCCUUUGAUUACCUCCACACUUUGGGCAUCAUCUACAGAGACCUGAAACCUGAAAACCUUCUGCUGGAUGCUGAGGGUUAUGUCAAAAUGGCAGAUUUUGGCUUUGCUAAAAAGAUCGGCCUUGGAAAGAAGACCUGGACAUUCUGUGGGACUCCAGAAUAUGUGGCCCCCGAAGUCAUUAUGAACAAAGGUCAUGACUUUGGAGCUGAUUGCUGGUCCUUAGGAAUCCUCAUAUUUGAACUUCUCACUGGCAACCCUCCCUUUGCAGGCACAGACCCCAUAAAGAUAUACACCAUGGUCCUCCAUGGCAUUGAGAAGGUUGACUUCCCUAAAAGAAUAGGGAAGCGUCCAGACGACCUUAUCAGGAGACUCUGCAAGCUAAAUCCAGUCGAGAGGCUGGGAAACAAAAAGAAUGGCAUCAUUGACAUCAAAAAACACAAGUGGUUCCAGGGCUUCAACUGGGAAGGUUUGAGGCGUCACAAGCUGCCGUCCCCAUUGAGGAGAGAGCUGAAGGGCCCAAUGGAUCACAGUCAUUUCGACUUGUUCCCUCCUGACACAGAGGAACCUCCUGAUGAGCUGUCUGCUUGGGAUAAGGACUUCUGA
Trematomus bernacchii (emerald rockcod) is the source of this 2298-nucleotide messenger RNA. Its product is annotated as cGMP-dependent protein kinase 2. Gene Ontology annotation, biological process: protein phosphorylation. The record is from RefSeq and is a predicted model, not a curated record. The transcript has 19 exons. Lineage: Eukaryota; Metazoa; Chordata; Actinopteri; Perciformes; Nototheniidae. Bases 1 to 2298 code for a protein of 765 amino acids. Gene Ontology annotation, molecular function: ATP binding; cGMP-dependent protein kinase activity.